This is a messenger RNA of Grammomys surdaster, 1802 nucleotides long. It is a transcript of the gene Parp2, whose product is annotated as poly(ADP-ribose) polymerase 2. The record is from RefSeq and is a predicted model, not a curated record. The coding region runs from base 29 to 1696 and encodes 555 amino acids. Gene Ontology annotation, molecular function: NAD+ poly-ADP-ribosyltransferase activity. The transcript has 16 exons. Lineage: Eukaryota; Metazoa; Chordata; Mammalia; Rodentia; Muridae.
GGGGUGAUGACGUCGUCUAUCAAGCGCGAUGGCGCCGCGGCGGCGGAAAUCUGGCUGUGGAAGACGAGUGCUCAAUGAAGCCAAGAAAGUUGAUAAUGGCAACAAAGCAACAGAAGACUCUCCUCCUGGAAAGAAAAUGCGCACUUGCCAGAGAAAGGGGCCUGUGGCUGGAGAGAAGGAUGCAGACAGGACAAAAGACGCUGUAAAGACCUUGCUGUUAAAGGGCAAAGCUCCUGUGGAUCCAGAGUGUACAGCCAAGGUGGGAAAGGCUCAUGUGUAUUGUGAAGGAGAUGAUGUCUAUGAUGUCAUGCUAAAUCAAACCAAUCUCCAAUUCAACAACAACAAGUACUACCUUAUUCAGCUGUUAGAAGAUGAUGUCCAGAAGAACUUCAGUGUUUGGAUGAGGUGGGGCCGAGUUGGGAAGACGGGACAGCACAGCUUGGUGGCUUGUUCUGGUGACCUCAACAAAGCAAAAGAAAUAUUUCAGAAAAAAUUCCUUGACAAAACUAAAAACAAUUGGAAGGAUCGUGAGAACUUUGAGAAAGUACCUGGAAAAUACGACAUGUUACAAAUGGACUAUGCUGCCAGCACGCAGGAUGAAAGUAAAACAAAGCAAGAAGAAACUUCGAAGCCCGAGUCUCAGCUGGACCUUCGAGUCCAGGAGCUGCUGAAGUUGAUCUGUGAUGUGCAGACCAUGGAGGAGGUGAUGAUCGAGAUGAAGUAUGACACCAGGAGAGCCCCGCUCGGAAAGCUGACAGUGGCGCAAAUCAAGGCAGGUUACCAGUCUCUCAAGAAGAUUGAGGAUUGUAUUCGUGCUGGCCAGCAUGGGCGAGCGCUUGUUGAAGCGUGCAAUGAAUUCUACACCAGGAUCCCUCAUGACUUUGGACUCUCCAUCCCUCCAGUAAUCCGGACAGAGAAGGAACUGUCAGAAAAAGUAAAGCUGCUAGAGGCACUGGGAGACAUUGAAAUUGCUCUUAAACUGGUGAAGUCCGAGCGCCAAGGCCUAGAACACCCACUGGACCAGCACUAUAGAAACCUACAUUGUGCUUUGCGUCCUCUGGAUCAUGAAAGUCAUGAGUUUAAAGUGAUUUCUCAGUACCUACAGUCUACCCAUGCUCCUACACACAAGGACUAUACUAUGACCUUGCUGGAUGUUUUUGAAGUAGAGAAAGAAGGGGAAAAAGAGGCCUUCAGAAAGGACCUUCCGAACAGGAUGCUGCUCUGGCACGGUUCCAGGCUGAGUAACUGGGUGGGGAUCCUGAGCCACGGGCUUAGAGUUGCCCCACCUGAGGCGCCCAUCACAGGUUAUAUGUUUGGGAAAGGAAUCUACUUUGCUGACAUGUCCUCCAAGAGUGCCAAUUACUGCUUUGCCUCUCGUCUAAAGAAUACAGGAUUGCUUCUUCUGUCAGAGGUAGCUCUAGGUCAGUGUAAUGAACUACUGGAGGCCAAUCCUAAGGCAGAAGGAUUGCUCCAGGGCAAGCAUAGCACCAAGGGGAUGGGAAAGAUGGCCCCCAGCCCUGCCCACUUCAUCACCCUGAAUGGGAGUACAGUGCCCUUAGGACCAGCAAGUGACACAGGAAUUCUCAAUCCAGAGGGGUACACCCUCAACUACAAUGAGUUUAUUGUUUAUAGCCCCAACCAGGUCCUUAUGCGAUACCUUCUAAAGAUUCAAUUUAACUUUCUUCAGCUGUGGUGAAUGUUGAUCAGACAAGCCAGAGAGAAUAUAAUCUUCAGACAAAACCCAAGCACUAUUAUGUUCUUGAACUUUUUGAUAUUUUGUUUAAUAAAAUAGUAUAAAUCUA